AUGGCAGAGGCCCACGAAUGCAUACGGGCAGCGCAACUUACCAUUGAAAUAGUUCAUUCCAUUGUCAGUGCGGAUGCAACAAGUAGGAAUAAUCUUGGGGUGUGGUUUUACACGCUAUACUACGUCUUCACUGCCUCACUGGUGAUCAGUGGCCGCUUAUUGUGGGCACAGCAUAGAGAGAAUGUGGUUGACGAAGAAGGCGUCAAGGAGUCGAAAAUGUUACUUAGUAAGGCAGAAACUGUUUUCCAAGAGAUAGACUGUGACAACAGUCUGGUCUUGAGCUGCCUUGAAUACAUUCGCCGACUUGCCCGAAUGUGUAGUAUGAAAGGAGAAGUCGCACUAAACACCUCCGACGGCAGCUCGGAUGCUGCCUCGACCUUAGAUCCGUCAGUAUUGAACAACGAAUCCACUUUGGAUCCUGCUACUGGCUCGACGGAACCAGCGUUUCACAAUGUAGAGGACAUGGAGACAUUCCAGCUUUUCUCAUCCGAAAUGUUCGACCCAUCUAUCUUCGAGGGCUUUGAUCAAUCGCCUGUCGAGGGGAUUGCCACGGGAAACGCUAGGAGCUUCAUUGAAGUAUAUAGUUCUCGACAGGAUAAUGACAUCAUCCGCGGGUGGCCGGGCUUAUCUCCCCGACCCCCACAUUUCCCCGCAUGUUUAUCUCCCAAAUCUCCGGUCCGGCCAUGGGACUACCUUAAAUACCGCUUCCCAGCAAGCACCUCCUGCAGCAUCAUGCGCUACAGGCCUGAUCAUUCCAUCAUGUCGUCCAACCCCGCGCCCACCGCCCUUACCCAGAUUCCGUUGGCCGAGGACGCCCGUCCACGCUAUAGCGAUGUCGAGUUGCGCGACUACUUCCAGUGUAUCAAGCUCCCACGAAAGUACCUGGACUCGAUUGUACUAAAAGACGCUGCCCAGGCCCGAACGAAAGAGGAUGGGCUGCCCCUGCUGCAGGCCCUGACACGGCACCACGUCUGUAACGUCACUUUCGACAAUCUUGUUCUUCACUACUCCGCACACAAAACCGUCAAACUUGACCCGGCGGAGCUCUACGCCAAGAUAGUUCGCCGGCGCCUAGGCGGACGAUGUAUGGAAAACAAUGGCCUUUUCGGGACCGUCCUUCGCUCGCUCGGCUAUCAAGUGCGCAACUGCGGAGGCCGCGUGUCGCGGGCCAUGAGUCCCUACCCAGAGGUCCGGCGCAAUCAGAACACGACUUACGACGGCUGGAACCACAUGCUCAAUCUUGUGCGACUGGACGACGAAUGGUACCUCGUGGACGUCGGAAUGGGGUCCAUGGGUCCCAAUCUCCCCAUUCCGUUGCGCGACGGAUUCGAGACCAUCAGCAUCCGCCCACGUUUGAUUCGCUUGCAGUUACGCUCUCUACCCGAGUCAUACGCGACUACGUCCACCGACAGCGCACAACCGCCAAAGAUGUGGUGCUUCGAUGUCUGCAACAACCCAGCCGAGGCAAAAAACGAGUGGGUGCCGGUCUAUUGCUUCGCCUUGACAGAGUUCUUGCCCCAAGACUACGAAGUCAUGUCCUGGUUCACGUCGACAAACCCGAGAUCCUUCUUUACCAGGUACGUCACCUGCACGAAAAUGCUCAUGGACGAGGACCAGGAGGUGAUCGUGGGCAAUGUCACUCUGUUCAAGGAGACAGUGAGAGAAGCCAUUGGCGCCAAUCGUAAGGUAAUCAAGGAGUGUAGGACGGAAGAGGAGCGUUUGCAGGCGCUGGCUGAAUUCUUUGACGUGCAUCUCACGAAUGAGGAAAAGAAGGGUAUUCCAGACGAUAGGAAGUUAGCAUAG
Molecule: messenger RNA, 1803 nt
Organism: Aspergillus affinis
Lineage: Eukaryota; Fungi; Ascomycota; Eurotiomycetes; Eurotiales; Aspergillaceae
Product: arylamine N-acetyltransferase family protein
Exons: 4
Coding region: 1-1803 (600 amino acids)
Molecular function (GO): acetyltransferase activity
Source: RefSeq, a predicted model, not a curated record